GGCAGCAGCACCUGACAUAGGUGGCCAUGGGGAAGCGAUACUUCUGUGACUACUGUGACCGCUCCUUUCAGGACAGCCUCCACAACCGCAAGAAGCACCUCAAUGGGCUGCAGCACCUCAAGGCCAAGAAGGUCUGGUACGACAUGUUCCGAGAUGCAGCCACCAUCUUGGUGGAUGAGCAGAACAAGCGGCCCUGUUGGAAGUUUCUACUGAUAGGUCAGUGCGACUUCGGCUCCAAGUGUCGAUUUUCCCACAUGUCAGGGCGAGAUCUGCAGGAGCUGAGCCUUCAGGUGGAAGAGGAGAGGCGGUCCAAGGAGUGGCCACUUGAUGCCGGGGAGCUCCCUGAGGUCCACCUGGAGGACUGGCUGGAGAAGAGAGCCAAGCGCCUGAGCUCAGCCCCAAGCAACAGGGUCGAACCUGCCAGGACCGCCAUCUUCCAGUACCCCAUGGGUUGGCCACCAAUCCAGGAGCUUCCACCAUCCCUGAGGGCACCCCCACCAGGAGGGUGGCCCCUGCAGCCCAGCAUCCAAUGGGGCUGAGCCCCUUGGCCCUACCUGGCCCCUACCCAGUCAACUUU
This is a messenger RNA of Chrysochloris asiatica (Cape golden mole), 577 nucleotides long. RefSeq names its product zinc finger, matrin-type 5 (gene ZMAT5). The record is from RefSeq and is a predicted model, not a curated record. The coding region runs from base 27 to 539 and encodes 170 amino acids. Lineage: Eukaryota; Metazoa; Chordata; Mammalia; Afrosoricida; Chrysochloridae. Gene Ontology annotation, molecular function: zinc ion binding. The transcript has 5 exons. Gene Ontology annotation, cellular component: U12-type spliceosomal complex.